This is a messenger RNA of Limanda limanda (common dab), 822 nucleotides long. RefSeq names its product C-type lectin domain family 4 member A-like. Lineage: Eukaryota; Metazoa; Chordata; Actinopteri; Pleuronectiformes; Pleuronectidae. The record is from RefSeq and is a predicted model, not a curated record.
AUGUCGGAGCAUGUGUACGCUGAUCCGGACAUCAUCAACAAGGUUUGCUUUGCUCAGGACAUCAAGGAGAAUAUAAUGGAUAUCAAUGUCAGCGCGGAGAGCCUGAGAGUGUACGAAAAUCCCUGGGUAGAGGAUACACCAGGACCUGCAGAGCCUCAGCAACGAGCAACCAUUUCGGUCAAUGUACCUUCAGGAUGGAGGAAUCAUCUCAGACCUGCCACAAUGUUUCUGCUGCUACUGUGUCUUCUCUUCCUGGCCGGAGUCGUUGUCCUGGCUGUCCUUUUGAUUCAAGACAAAGGCCUCAAUGCCGAUCUAACCAGAGCGAGAGAUGAACUACAGACAAGUUAUGGUGACAUGAAAAGCCUCAAUGACAACCUGACCCAGAAGACAAACCAGCUAGAGAAGGACAUUGAUCAUUUGAAGGCCAUUGAAAGCAACCUCACUACAGAGAUAGACGAAUUAAAACAGCAGCAAGAGCGCUCAUGCUGUCCUGACUACUGGAUAAGGUUUGGCAACAGUUGUUAUUUAAUUUCCAAAUCGAGAAAAAAUUGGAGAGAGAGCAAGAGCUUCUGUGAAGAUCUGAAAGCUCACCUGGUGAUCAUAUCUAGCAAACAGGAGCAGAUAGCCGUCAUGUCGGAGCAUGUGUACGCUGAUCCGGACAUCAUCAAGAAGGUUCGCUUUGCUCAGGACGUCAAAGAGAAUAAAGUGGAUAUCUAUGUCAGCGCGGAGAGCCUGAGAGUGUACGAAAAUCCCUGGGUAGAGGAUACACCAGGACCUGCAGAGGCUCAGCAACGAGCAAGUAUGAGCAGCAAGUGUGUGUGA